AUGUCUCUUCGCGGUCAGCAUGCGCUCCUGACCGGAGCAUCAAUGGGAAUCGGCGAAUCAAUCGCAAGACAACUUGCCCAAGCCGGUGCCAAUCUCACCCUGAUUUCUCGAUCUGAAGACAAACUCGCCACCCUAACCAACAACUUGCAAACCCAGCAUCCAAACUUAAUAAUUAAGUACCGAGCUGUGGAUGUGGGCAACUUCGAACAAGUUGACGCCGCAAUCGAGUCCUCAGUGCAAGAGCCCGGGAAUAUAGACAUCCUCAUCAACAACCCUCUUCCCCACCUCAAGAUCGCCGACAUCCAAACCAUGGUCUCAACUAACGUCAACGGCCUCAUGUAUGUCACCUACUCCGUACUCAACCACGGCAUGAUGGAGCGAAAGGCCGGAACGAUUCUGAACGUCACUUCCGUCACGGGAUUGGAAGUACCGCCUUUCCCAGGCGAGGCUGUGUACCACUCCAACAAGGCCGCGCAGGAGGCCUUUACUAAUUCUCUGCGCAAUGAACUGGUUGGGACUAAUAUCAAGGUCCUUGCGCUGAGACCCGGGGUUGUGGCGACGAAUUUCCAUUCCCAGCGGGUGGGCCACGAUAAGGAGCUUUAUGAUUCCUUUAUUGAGGGUUAUGAACCGCUUGUUGCGAAGGAUAUUGCCGACGCAGCGCUGUAUAUGCUCAACCAGCCUGCGAAUGUGUCUAUCAAGGCACUAGAUGUGGUUCCAUCGGCGCAACGAUCUCUCAAUGUUUUCGAUCGUGAGUGGAAUAAGCGUUAA
Messenger RNA from Penicillium chermesinum, 768 nucleotides. RefSeq names its product SDR family oxidoreductase. Gene Ontology annotation, cellular component: cytosol. The coding region runs from base 1 to 768 and encodes 255 amino acids. NCBI's taxonomy places the organism in Eukaryota, Fungi, Ascomycota, Eurotiomycetes, Eurotiales, Aspergillaceae. The record is from RefSeq and is a predicted model, not a curated record. The transcript is spliced from 6 exons. Gene Ontology annotation, molecular function: oxidoreductase activity.